Molecule: messenger RNA, 1133 nt
Organism: Hyaena hyaena (striped hyena)
Lineage: Eukaryota; Metazoa; Chordata; Mammalia; Carnivora; Hyaenidae
Gene: MYL9
Product: myosin light chain 9
Exons: 4
Coding region: 98-616 (172 amino acids)
Biological process (GO): myofibril assembly; platelet aggregation
Cellular component (GO): myofibril; stress fiber; cytoplasm
Molecular function (GO): calcium ion binding
Source: RefSeq, a predicted model, not a curated record
CCGGAGCCUGGCCCGACGGCCCGCGCCCCGCACUGGCUCGGCGCAGGGAGCAAGCACCUUCUUCGCACCAGGGAAGCCCCACCCACCUGAAGCCAAGAUGUCCAGCAAGCGGGCCAAGGCCAAAACCACCAAGAAGCGGCCACAGAGAGCCACAUCCAAUGUCUUUGCAAUGUUUGACCAGUCCCAGAUCCAGGAGUUUAAGGAGGCCUUCAAUAUGAUCGACCAGAACCGAGAUGGCUUCAUUGAUAAGGAGGACUUGCAUGACAUGCUGGCCUCGCUGGGGAAGAACCCCACAGAUGAGUACCUGGAGGGCAUGAUGAGCGAGGCCCCGGGGCCCAUCAACUUCACCAUGUUUCUCACCAUGUUUGGGGAGAAGCUGAAUGGCACAGACCCCGAGGACGUGAUCCGAAACGCCUUCGCCUGCUUCGACGAGGAGGCCUCAGGUUUUAUCCAUGAGGACCACCUACGGGAGCUGCUCACCACCAUGGGCGACCGCUUCACAGACGAGGAAGUGGAUGAGAUGUACCGAGAGGCCCCCAUAGAUAAGAAAGGCAACUUCAACUAUGUGGAGUUCACCCGCAUCCUCAAGCAUGGUGCCAAGGACAAGGACGACUAGGCCGCCCCAGGCCCCUAUCCCACUCACCUGCUCCCCACCCUCACUGUACACCAGCUCCAUGCCCGUGACCCCACAGGACCCUCUCAGGGGACCCUCCCUCUGAGGGGCUAGGGGUCCAGCUCGCAGUGGAAAAACAGGCUGAGAGCACGCAGUGCCCGGUAAAGGGCACACAGCCAAUGUGAGGCAGGUGUUGCACCAUGACCCUCCGAAAGAGGACCGUCUUCUAGAGAGCUGGGCCUCAUGGGCUUUUCCCCACAGGACAGGCCCCGUGUCCUGUCUGGGAUACAACUUCCCGUGCACCCCCAUGUAGGGCAUGUAGCUCUUUCCCAGACACUGCCAGAAACACAAACCUCACCAAGGUCCAUCCUCUGAGGACAGGAUGCCAGACCCCUCCUUUGUGCCCUGCCCAGCCACCAGAACACAGCCCACCCCACCGGGAGUGUGAUCCAGAAGAAGCAUGUAAGCUGGAUAUUUGAUCCAGGGGAGGCAGAAUCUCUAAUAGAAGCCUGAGCACUGC